Messenger RNA from Melozone crissalis (California towhee), 642 nucleotides. Its product is annotated as proline-rich protein HaeIII subfamily 1-like. NCBI's taxonomy places the organism in Eukaryota, Metazoa, Chordata, Aves, Passeriformes, Passerellidae. The transcript has 4 exons. The record is from RefSeq and is a predicted model, not a curated record. Bases 1 to 642 code for a protein of 213 amino acids.
AUGUGUCACCCCCUAUGCCAUGUCCCCGUGCCCCCCUCCCCGUGUCCGUGUCCCCCCCGCUCCCGCUCCCGUCCCCGCCCGCCGCCGCCGCCGCCCCCGUCCCGGCCCUUUCUGGGCCGCCUCCAACUUCCCGGCCGGGGCGCGGCGGCGGCGGCGGCGGCGGCGGCUCCGCGGGGCUGCGGCGGCCGAGCCUCGUUGGGCGCCCCCCGGGCCCCCCCGGCUCCCCCCGGGCCGCUGCGGGCGGCCGAUGGCGGCGGGGGCCGCGGCGGGGCCCCCCCGGCGCUGGGAGCCGCGGCCCGGCCCGGCGCGGGGAGCGGGCCCGGCCCGGCCGUAGCGGAGCGCGGAGCGGCGGCGGUGAGUGCCGAGCCCCUCCCGCCGCCCCCGCUGGAUCGGCCCGCAAUGGGGAGCCCGGCGGCGAGAGGGACCCCCCCACCCCGGGACAGACACCCCCGGGAUGGACAGACGGCCCCCAAGGGACAGGGGGACCCCCGGAAGGACACCCCCGACAAGGACACCCCCUCCCGAGGGACAGGGACACCCCCCGAGAGGAUCCCCCACUCUGGAGGGAUGGAGACCACCCCCCAACAGGGUCCCCCCAUCCCCGAGGGCAGCAGUGCCACCCCCCCCCCCCCGCCCAGGUGA